AUGGUUCUAACAGCUGCGCCAAAUGCGACACGAUGCCAGGAUGCAGCCAGUGCAACACUUCCUCUGUGUGUCUCUCCUGCCAGUCAGGCUACUACAAGACAGCCACCAAUGCUUGCUCCCAGUGUGCUGACGUCAUGUGCAUCACAUGCACCAACUCCACCAAUUGCAUCAACUGCCUAUCCGGAUACUAUUUCAACAGCAGUGGAAAUUGCAGGCAAUGCAGCACUCAAAUCGCAGGGUGUGUCUUAUGCAAUUCCAGCCAAUGUUGCAAUGCCAAUCCGGCUACUACCUUACUGCCAGUACACAUGUUCCAUUUGCCAAGUCAACGGAUGCGAGAUUUGCAACGCAGUCAUACCCACUCAGUGCGUGACCUGCUCCAGCCUUUACUAUCUCAGUUCCAACGCCUGCUACAGUUGCGGCUUGAGCAUGACUGGCUGUCUCAACUGCCUCACCUCAACCCAUUGCCUCAAGUGCAUGGUAGGGUCCUAUUUAGCAGCCAACUUCACCUGCCAAUCCUGCUUCUACCUCUUCAAGGGAUGCGCGGAGUGCUCAGCUACUUCUUGCACUGUCUGCCAGGGAGGCUACACAAUGAACGUAACAUCAUGCGCCACUUGCAUCGCCUUCCUGCCCGGCUGUCUCUACUGCACCUCCACCACUGUCUGUCUUUCUUGCCAAAGCGGGUACUACGCUGCCGCCAGUACUGUCAUUCCUGUGGUGCAUUACCGGUUGUCUUGA
Messenger RNA from Nymphaea colorata (pocket water lily), 735 nucleotides. RefSeq lists its product as uncharacterized. The transcript has a single exon. The record is from RefSeq and is a predicted model, not a curated record. Bases 1 to 735 code for a protein of 244 amino acids. NCBI's taxonomy places the organism in Eukaryota, Viridiplantae, Streptophyta, Magnoliopsida, Nymphaeales, Nymphaeaceae.